Messenger RNA from Heterotrigona itama, 294 nucleotides. The record is from the annotation of a GenBank genome assembly. NCBI's taxonomy places the organism in Eukaryota, Metazoa, Arthropoda, Insecta, Hymenoptera, Apidae.
AUGCGAACACAUCUCGCGCGGAGUGACGCCCUUAUCUUGACAAAAGCACCGUCGUUGCGUCGGUUGCAGGUGUGGUUCAGUAAUCGCAGAGCGAAGUGGCGUCGAGAGGAGAAAUUACGGAACCAAAGGAGAGCAGCCGUCGAUCAGGUAGUCGGCGGUGGUAGCAGCGGGGGCGGCAGCAGCACCGCGCCCCCGGCCGCCACCCCUGCCACGCCACGGUUGCCUUUAAACGCCGGAUUCAACGCCAUGUACUCGUCGAUACCGCAGCCGAUCGCUACCAUGCCCGACACCUAC